UCCAUUUGCAGAGAUCCUCUAUGGCUAACUAAUCUGUUACUAAAGCUUUCAAUUUGAAGGUUUAAAAACAUCCUUUCAGUUAUCACAUACUGAUGAAAUUAUCUAAAGAAAAGUGCCCUUCACAAUUUCCUCAUAGCUGCUUGACUGUCAGCUUCAUCUUGCUAUGAAAACUGUAUUUACACAGCCAGAAGGAAAUAUCUUCAGAGAACACCUCCUGGUCAAAACGAGAACUGAGCUUUAGCCGUCCUUUCUCUUUUGUCUUGUUUCAAAACCCCGUGGGACAAGUACUGCAGAAGUUCACAUGUCUUUGUUCUCAUCCUGUGUUUGCCUGGAACUUUUCUACAAAAUAAUUGAUGGGCAGGAGCAAUCAUACAGAAAGAUGAUCAAAGGGAUAGAUGACUGCCAAGUUACACAUUUCAUCUGUUUUAUUUAUUUAUUUAUUUAAGAGCACAUAAAAGAAACAGUGCUGCAGCUAUUUGAUAACCAUUAGCUCACUAUGAAUCUCUGUCCUCUGUCAUGGCUCAGGCAUUUGGCCAAGAGGACAAUAAAGCAAGUUGGUAGGGAUGCAGAGAAGUGAUGUGAAAUUUCACAAGGUUAGUCAUUUCCUACCCUUUCCAUAUUUUUUGUGGUUGGACUGCAGCAGGAAUGGUCUGAUCUCACGCAGCUCUGCAAAGGUCUCACUUGAGUGGGCUGGGUUGGCCCUGCAUCAGAGGCCACUCUUUUUUCCAGUUGUGUGUGGGCAACAUUGUUCCUUUGGCCACCGAAGCCCUGUCACUGAUUUCAGUGUUGUCUGGUUAUCGACAGCAGUUUUAAACUUAGUGGUAUUCACUGUUGUAGUAGUGGGGUUGGAUACGCAAUGGAAUACACACUCUGUAGUAAAGAAUAUGCUUUUUUAUUAUUUACUCCCGUCUUGUCUUCUUUUGGUGGUAGUCCCGAUUGCUGAAUACAAGCUCCUCUUUUUGCAAGCUACAAGAAAUAUUCACUGAUAACAUUACUGAGGAAUCAGAAAACUAUUCCUCCCCAGAAGGGGAUGCGUGGCUCGGGUUCUAGAAAUGUGUAUAAUUCGCUACAGAGACAAGGACGGGGCCUGGUUUAGGAUGUGAGAGCACUUUGCUGUCCCUCCUCCUUGCCAUCAGGUCACGGCCACAGAAGCACGAGCAGGGAAACGCAGGCACGGCGGUGCUUGGCGCCCUUCUUCCUGCUCGCAGGAGCGGAGCCUGAGGGCAGCGGGGCCGGUUCCCUGUCCCCCAGUUCUGUCUCCGGGCCUUCUCCCCGCAAGGCCGGAGGCGGGGGGGCGGCUGAUGGCCGGCUGCCGCCCGCAGCUGCGCCGCCGUUCGGCGCCUUAAUGGCGGCACCCCACAGCCCCUCACUCCUCUCCCCCCAUCCCCGCAGCCAUGCUGCCCGCCUGCCGCCGUCCCGCCGCCUGGGGCGGGUUAGGGCUGGGUCCGGGCCCGGGCCCGUCAGCGGGCGGUGGUGCCCGUCAGGGCGGCCUCGCCUUCUACGCGCUGUGGGGGCUGCGGGAGCCGCCGCGGCGGCUGGGCAGCCAAUCCAGCAAGAUGGGCUACCAGGCUUGGCUGCCCCUGCCGCUGCCCAAGCAGCUGGUAGUGUUUGGGCUGGGGGACUGGAGCUCAUACUCCCCGGACACGAGCAUCGCCGUGGAUGUGCUGGUGGCGCCGGGUGUCGGAGCGCAGCGGCUCGGCACGCUGGGGCCCACCCGCAGGUCUCUGGUGUGGGAAGGUGACUGGAGGAUGGAUAUUUUUAUGGCCUCCUUGAAAGAGAUGGACAAAGGCAACUCUGUGAAACUUGUCCUGACUGUUGAUGGACAGCUGCUCCGAGGAAUCUCCAGCAGCACGCCUGCCCGCCCGUUUCUGGUCCCGGAGAUGACCCCGUCCCCCGUGCUCCCAGCUGACGAUGUGCCCCUCAGUCAGGACCUGGAGGAUCCUUGUGCUGUCAAGAGUCAGAGCUCAGAGAUGGCUGCUAGAGCUCCCAGGCCUGGGAAGAAGGAUUUCCGCCCACCGCUGAGGACCCUGGUGGUACCCUGUGCCCUGGAGUCACCAUCUGGCAAGAUGGAACCCAGUGAGGCCUGGAGGAAGAGCCCUGUCUGCCCUAAGAAGCCCAGGAAAGUUUUAUUUGAACCCAGAGCAUCUGAGAAAGAUCUGGAUGCAGAAGAUCUGGCAGUGGAGGAGUUGCAAGGCAGCCCCAGCCCGCGGUGGCGCCAUGCCAUGUGCCUCAGUGACCCGGCAAUGGCUGUUCUGGUUGGCGGAGAAGGCGUCGAUCAGCGGUCCUGCAAGGAUGCGCUCUGGAAACUGGAAACUGACAGCAAUUUCUGGUUUCCAGUGGGUCUCCAGCGAGAAAAUGCUAUGCCAUCAUGCUUGCGUGGUCACACUGCUACGUAUGACCCAGACACCAAGCGUAUCUACGUCUUUGGGGGUAUAAAGGAGGACAAAGACUACAGCAGCAUCUACAUUUUGGACACGGUCACCUGGAAAUGGCUUCCUGUGGCUGCUAAAGGGCGGGUGCCAAUGCUGACUUACCACAGUGCAACUAUCUACCGCAAGGAGCUCUUUGUUUUUGGAGGGACUUUCCAUAAAACGGCAUCACAGGCAGUUGGACCCUGCAGCAAUGUGCUCUACGUCUUCAAUCCAGAGCAUGAAAUUUGGUACCAGCCCAUCUCAGAAGGGGAGAAGCCUCUGCCUAGGUUUGGGCAUUCGGCUACUCUGCUGAAGAACAAGCUGCUGAUUUUUGGCGGUCAGAGGACUUCUCUCUACCUCAGUGACAUGCACAUCCUGGAUCUGGGUUUCAUGGAGUACACACCAGUCCCUCUCCUUGCAGGACAGCCUUCUGCACGUUGUUUUCAUGCAGCUCUGGCUGUGUCGGACUGGAAGGUUCUGAUCAGCGGAGGCUGCAAUGCCAGGGGAGCCCUGCAGGACGCCUUUGUUUUUCACCUAGAUACUCUUUCAUGGAGUGCAGUGAGCCACCAUGGCCUCUGCUCUGUGCCCCGAGCUGGCCACACAUUGCUUCAUCUGACUUCCCCCCACGUGAUGGCUGUAGGCAAGGAGAACAAAGAUGAGCAUAACCUGCACACAGUGUUGGUCUUUGGGGGCUCCAACUGCGCCGGGACCUUUUACAACAGCACAGUCAAGAUCCAGCUGGACCUAGGAUAAUGCAGGGUAAUCAGAAUGAGUCUGGAACUGCAAGGACUCUUCACCAGCAUAAAGACAAGGGUGGCAAUAAAUGAGUCCAAGCAACGUGGCAGUCCAAGUUUCUAUAUGCAGGUGAAUGCUGCCUUGGCACAUAUCACUGAUUCCUGAAGUCUUUCUGAAUGCUGUGGGUAUUGCCCUCUUAGGGCAGCUGAUACACAGCAUUAGAUUGGCAGAAAUGCCCUCCCGUAUCACUGGCUUGGUAGCUGAAAUUUCAGUGGGAUCUGAGCGAAGCCUGCACAGAAACACAGUCACAGGUUUCUGGUUUUCCUUCUUGACCUACAGGUUUCUGGGCUGGAAUUUCUGGGGUGCUCUGAGCUCUGAAGAUCACUCAGCUGUGUGGUUUCAUUUGGGAUGGGUGGGAUGGGACUUAAUGCUGCAGGCUGGAAGUUCCUCAGUGUCAAAGUACCAGCAAGUUUCUGGCUUGGUGGGAAAGAAUAAAGUUUGGAUUCCCUUGGGAAACAGUUUGCAGCUGAGAACUAGGAGAAAGCCUACAGCAGUGUCUAAGGAUAGGAAAAGGAAAAGAAUGCCAUCAUUUUCAACACAUGGGAGUGAGCUGUAGUCUUGCUGACUACAGCACAACUGCUUUGCU
Messenger RNA from Cygnus olor (mute swan), 3792 nucleotides. RefSeq names its product RING finger protein B-like. Gene Ontology annotation, molecular function: protein binding. Lineage: Eukaryota; Metazoa; Chordata; Aves; Anseriformes; Anatidae. The transcript has 13 exons. The record is from RefSeq and is a predicted model, not a curated record. Bases 1395 to 3164 code for a protein of 589 amino acids.